ACGCGAGACCCGGUUUAGAGGUAGCCGUCGUCACUUGUAGACUCCGUACAUCCAACAUCUCACAGAGCAGAUCAAAGUCCAUUUUGAAGAUAGUGAAAUUGCAGUUUCAGUGCUUUUUUGUACAGUUUGCAGAUAUUUUGUAGAUAAACGUGUUAUUUUUUUGUUUAAGCUACAAUGAUUAAGAAUUGUGUCUCGGUGCUAAAACAGUCAACCAAAAUGUUAGGUCAACCGACUGUGAUGAACAAUCUGGCAGGGUCUUCCCUUCCAGUCCGCUCGCUCUGCUCGGCCAACACCUCGUACAACUUCGAAACGCUCAAACUGUCGACGCCGGCCGAAUUUGUGGUCCACGUUGAGCUGAACCGUCCUGACCGCCUGAACGCCUUCAACAAGCGGAUGUGGAUCGAGCUGGGCGAAUGCUUCUCGCGGCUGCACGACGAUCCAGACUGUCGGGCGAUUGUGCUGUCCGGGGGCGGAGCCAAGCACUUUACAGCUGGGAUUGACUUGCUGGACAUGAUGAAGCUGGGCGCGGAGUUGGGCGAAAUCGACGAUAUUGGGCGGAAGGCGAGGCUGUUUGAGGGAUUGAUCAAGCUGUACCAGGACUCGAUUAGCUCGCUGGAACGGUGUUACAAGCCUGUUGUUGCGGCGGUCCACGCGGCCUGUGUUGGGGCUGGGGUUGAUUUGAUCACGGCGGCGGACAUUCGGUACUGCUCGUGGGACGCCUGGUUCCAGGUGAAGGAGGUGGACAUCGGGAUGGCCGCGGACGUAGGGACGCUUCAGCGAUUGCCAAAAGUGAUCGGAAGUCAGAGUUUGGCGCGGGAGCUGUGCUUUACGGCACGCAAGUUCAAGAGUGACGAAGCGGCCGCGUGUGGGCUGAUCAGCAAGGUGUUUGAAUCGCGGGAGGACCUGAUUCGGGGUGCCGUUGAGUUGGCUACGGAGCUGGCGGGAAAGAGCCCGUUGGCCGUGCAAGGAACGAAGAAGAACAUGGUCUACUCGCUGGACCAUACUAACCAGGAGGGAUUGGACCAGAUUCGGGAGAUGAAUAUGGCCAAUUUGCAGAGUGAGGACUUUAUCAACGCCGUUAUGGCAUCGCAGAGCAAGGGAGAAAAGCCGGUCUUUGCAAAGUUGUAAAAUCGAGAGCAAUAUAAUAUAUUGAUACACUGUUUAAGGGAA
Culex pipiens pallens (northern house mosquito) is the source of this 1170-nucleotide messenger RNA. RefSeq names its product delta(3,5)-Delta(2,4)-dienoyl-CoA isomerase, mitochondrial. The record is from RefSeq and is a predicted model, not a curated record. The coding region runs from base 175 to 1128 and encodes 317 amino acids. Gene Ontology annotation, molecular function: delta(3,5)-delta(2,4)-dienoyl-CoA isomerase activity. The transcript has 2 exons. Gene Ontology annotation, cellular component: mitochondrion. Lineage: Eukaryota; Metazoa; Arthropoda; Insecta; Diptera; Culicidae.